AUGAAGCUCAACAUUGCCUACCCCGCCAAUGGGUCGCAGAAAUUGAUCGAGAUUGAAGAUGAGCGCAAGCUCAGACCCUUCAUGGAGAAGCGGAUGGGAACAGAAAUCCCCGGCGAUUCCCUCGGUGAUGAAUUCAAGGGUUAUUUGUUCAAGAUCACUGGUGGAAACGACAAGCAAGGUUUCCCCAUGAAGCAGGGUGGGACGCGAAGCUCAUUGUUGAACCCUAGUCCUUUUGCCCAACCCUGCUACCGACCCCGCCGAACCGGUGAGCGUAAGCGAAAGAGUGUGCGCGGAGCCAUCACCGGAUACGACCUUGCUGUCAUGGCCCUUACCGUCGUCAAGCAGGGUGAAGGUGACAUUCCUGGACUCACAGAUGUCGUCAACCCCAAGAGACUUGGUCCCAAGCGUGCUUCCAAUAUCCGCAAAUUCUUCGGUUUAGAUAAGAAGGACGACGUCCGAAAAUUCGUUAUCCGUCGUACCGUUACUCCCAGCGGUGAAGGAAAGAAGGAAUACACCAAGGCCCCCAAGAUCCAGCGUCUCGUCACUCCCCAACGUCUUCAGCGCAAGCGUCACAGAAUUGCCCUCAAGCGCCGUCGGGCUGAAUCCGCCAAGGAGCAAGCCAAUGAAUACGCCAAGCUUUUGGCCGCCCGUGUCCACGAGGAGAAGGCCAAGCGUGAUGAACUUCGCAAGCGCCGAGCAUCUUCCAUGAGAAAGUAA
This is a messenger RNA of Uncinocarpus reesii 1704, 717 nucleotides long. RefSeq names its product 40S ribosomal protein S6-B. Gene Ontology annotation, biological process: translation. The record is from RefSeq and is a predicted model, not a curated record. The transcript has 7 exons. Lineage: Eukaryota; Fungi; Ascomycota; Eurotiomycetes; Onygenales; Onygenaceae. Gene Ontology annotation, molecular function: structural constituent of ribosome. The coding region runs from base 1 to 717 and encodes 238 amino acids. Gene Ontology annotation, cellular component: ribosome.